Indicator indicator is the source of this 1272-nucleotide messenger RNA. RefSeq names its product RNA-binding motif, single-stranded-interacting protein 2-like. NCBI's taxonomy places the organism in Eukaryota, Metazoa, Chordata, Aves, Piciformes, Indicatoridae. The record is from RefSeq and is a predicted model, not a curated record. Gene Ontology annotation, cellular component: cytosol; nucleus; ribonucleoprotein complex. Gene Ontology annotation, molecular function: poly(U) RNA binding; poly(A) binding; mRNA 3'-UTR binding. The transcript has 13 exons.
AUGCUCCUCUCGGUACCGCCGCGCUCCGGCCUCCCCGCCUUCGCCUACAACAAGAGCGGAAAAAAGCAGUCCUAUGUGCCACCGGCACAGCCCCUGGGCCCCCCCAGCCCUGCGGGGGGCGCUGCAGACCAGCUCAGCAAGACCAACCUCUACAUUCGGGGGCUGCACCCCGGUACCACGGACCAGGACCUUGUCAAGCUCUGCCAGCCCUAUGGGAAAAUUGUCUCCACCAAAGCCAUCCUGGACAAGACGACCAACAAGUGCAAAGGCUAUGGCUUCGUGGACUUUGACAGCCCCACAGCAGCCCAGAAGGCUGUGACUGCCCUCAAGGCCAGCGGGGUGCAGGCACAGAUGGCCAAGCCCAGAGACCCCCACCCAGAGCCCUCCCCCAGGGCCCUGGCCAGCUCUUUGAGCCCCCUCCUCUUCUAAAAACAGCAACAGGAGCAGGACCCUACCAACCUCUACAUCUCCAACCUGCCCCUGGGGGUGGACGAGCAGGAGCUGGAGGCACUGCUGAAGCCUUUUGGGCAGGUGGUCUCCACCCGCAUCCUGCGGGACCCCCACGGGGCCAGCCGAGGGGUGGGCUUUGCACGGAUGGAGUCGACGGAGAAGUGCGAGGCAGUGAUCACUCACUUCAACGGCAAAUACAUCAAGACCCCACCAGGGGUGCCAGCCCCCCCGGACCCCCUGCUCUGUAAGUUCGCGGACGGGGGGCAGAAGAAGCGCCAGAGCCAGGGCAAGUUUGUGCCCAACGGCAGGGCCUGGCCCCGGGACGGCGAUGCGGGCACUGUGACCUUGGCCUAUGACCCUGCCACAGCGCUGCAGAACGGGUGGCAACUCCACCCUUCCUCCCUGCCCAACAGGUUCUACCCAGCACCCUACGGCCUGGCCCCCAGCCGGAUGCUCGCCCCCACGGCCCUGGCCCCCUACCUGCCCUCCCCAGUCUCCUCCUACCAGGUCCACGGCCCUGCCUGGAUGCACCAAUCCUACCUCGUGCAGCCCACGGGAGCUGUGCUGGCCCCGGCUGUGGACCAUGCUGUGCCCCUCCAGCCGUCCGUGGUGGCUCCUCUGGCCCAGCAGCUCGGCCACCUCUCACUUGGCAGUGCUGGCACGUACGUCCCCACUGCGGCUGCUGUCCCUGGAGCCUUCAUCCCCCCGUACCCCCCAGUGCCACCCACGCUGCCCCUGGAGGACACUUCUGCUGCCCCGAGCCAUGGCCCCAUCGAGUCACCGUCGGAGCCUGGAGCCUUCCCCUACCCCUACCCCAAGUAG